This is a messenger RNA of Dromaius novaehollandiae (emu), 591 nucleotides long. RefSeq names its product olfactory receptor 14C36-like. Gene Ontology annotation, cellular component: membrane. The record is from RefSeq and is a predicted model, not a curated record. The transcript has a single exon. Gene Ontology annotation, biological process: G protein-coupled receptor signaling pathway. Gene Ontology annotation, molecular function: odorant binding; olfactory receptor activity. Bases 1 to 591 code for a protein of 196 amino acids. NCBI's taxonomy places the organism in Eukaryota, Metazoa, Chordata, Aves, Casuariiformes, Dromaiidae.
AUGGCCUAUGACCGCUAUGUUGCCAUCUGCAGACCCCUGCACUACGGGACCAUCAUGGACAGCAGAGCUUGUGUCAAAAUGGCAGCAGCUGCCUGGGCCAGUGGUUUUCUCUAUGCUCUCCUGCACACUGGGAACACAUUUUCAAUACCACUCUGCCAAGGCAACACAGUGGAGCAGUUCUUCUGUGAAGUUCCCCAGAUCCUCAAGCUCUCCUGCGCAGAUGCCUACCUCAGGGAAGUAGGGCUCAAUGUGGUUACUGCCUGUUUCAGCUUCGGGUGUUUCAUUUUCAUUGUGGUGUCCUACGUGCAGAUCUUCACUGCUGUGCUGAGGAUCCCCUCUGAGCAGGGACGACACAAAGCCUUUUCCAUGUGCCUCCCGCACCUGGCUGUGGUCUCCCUGUUUCUCAGCACUUCAUUUUUUGCCUACCUGAAGCCGCCCUCCCUCUCCUCCCCAGCUCUGGAUCUGGUGGUGGCUGUUCUGUACUCAGUGGUGCCUCCAGCAGUGAACCCCCUCAUCUACAGCAUGAGGAACAAGGAGCUCAAGGAUGCCCUGAAGAAACUGAUUCAACUGGUAUUAGUUCAGCAGCAAUAA